Molecule: messenger RNA, 543 nt
Organism: Didymodactylos carnosus
Lineage: Eukaryota; Metazoa; Rotifera; Eurotatoria; Philodinida; Philodinidae
Source: the annotation of a GenBank genome assembly
AUGCCAAUUCGUACCGGUAAAUUUGUUGCUCGAAAAAAUUGGAUCAUUAUUGCAUCGGAUGAUCAAUUUAUUCGUGUUUAUGAUUACAAUACCUCAGAACAAAUACAUCAAUUUGUAGCACAUGAUGAUUUUAUUCGUUCCAUUAUUGUGCAUCCUACUCAAUCCUAUCUUUUAUCUGCUAGUGAUGAUAUGACUAUCAAACUAUGGGAUUGGGAUGCACAAUGGACAUUAAAACAAACUUUUCAAGGACAUACUCAUUAUGUCAUGCAUAUUGCCAUCAAUCCCAAAGAUGGUCAGACAUUUGCUUCUGCUUCUCUUGAUUACCAUCAAGAAGAUGGAACAGUGAAACUAUGGAAUUCGGAAAGUUAUCAUCUCGAAUCAACACUGCAGUAUGAUGUUGGAAGAUGUUGGUCAAUGUCAUGCUCGAAAAGCUUGAAUUAUGUGGUACUUGGUUAUGAUCAAGGAACGUUGAUAAUUCAGGUGGAUCAAGAGAAACGCAACAUAUCGAUGGAUCACGUAUCAGCAGAUAAAAAAGCUGAUUGA